AUGGCCGCCUCUGAAAAUUACCACGUUUUUUCUCCUCUUGCAGAUACUUAUCAUUAUAACAUGGGUUUAACAUCACCGUACCAUCAUCAUCAUCUUCAUCAACAAGAAGCUCAUAUUGUUCCGUUUUUCGGGUAUUUUCAGCCAGGACUCUUCUUGCAUUCUCCGUUCUCUGUUCCUCUGUACCCUCCAUAUCUACCGUGGCCUUCCAAUCUCGAGCUUUCACACAUUAGCAACAUUUAUGCUGAUGUAAACCGCAAUCAGUUUACGGGCCCCUCUGCAAGCUUUUCGGGCCCGCGAGUAAACGGAAACUACUCGUCCAUGGUCAGUGAGGGCUCUUUGAUUCUUGAUGCUCGAGAAGUAGAGGAAAAAGGAGAUGAAGGGCUGUGUGAAGAGAUUAUCAGUAAGAAUCUGAGACUGAAAGAUGAUCAGUUUACUGAAGAUGAUGAUCCCAAUAAGAUAUGUGUGGUGUGCCAGGAUUGUCUGUUACGAGACCAUGAUAAGAUUGCUGGUCUCGAUUGCGGGCAUGAUUUUCACGCGAGAUGCAUCGCAAAGUGGUUGAUGCGCAAGAAUAGUUGCCCCCUCUGCAAGGCAACGGGGAUCAAACUGUAA
Messenger RNA from Striga asiatica, 609 nucleotides. Lineage: Eukaryota; Viridiplantae; Streptophyta; Magnoliopsida; Lamiales; Orobanchaceae. The record is from the annotation of a GenBank genome assembly.